Ornithorhynchus anatinus (platypus) is the source of this 1791-nucleotide messenger RNA. RefSeq names its product high affinity immunoglobulin gamma Fc receptor I-like. Lineage: Eukaryota; Metazoa; Chordata; Mammalia; Monotremata; Ornithorhynchidae. The record is from RefSeq and is a predicted model, not a curated record. Gene Ontology annotation, biological process: cell surface receptor signaling pathway. The transcript is spliced from 6 exons. Bases 405 to 1451 code for a protein of 348 amino acids. Gene Ontology annotation, molecular function: transmembrane signaling receptor activity.
UUAGAACAGUAUUUGGCCCAUAGUAAGAACUUAACAAAUACCAUUAUUAUUAUUAUUAGCUUGUGGAGAGCCCUCAUUCUACCGGUGAGGGAAAGGGGGGUAGGCUAUCAGUGACAACCCCUCUUGGGGUGUUUCCCAGUCACCACGACAGAUUUUGGGAUGUUCCACCCCGGCAUCACGGGAGGCGGCCCAGCUGACUGGGCGGAUGUUAGUAUUGCUCCACAGGACCACAGGCGGCAGCUCGGGGGGCCUCUUUUCUCAGGAACUGGGAGCGGUUAGAGGGUUAGGGGGAUGCGGAGAGAAGAGUCCGCUUCCUUCCCCUUUUCUUUAAUCUUGCCAAAAGCCUCAGUCUCACCAGAUCUCAGUCCCCCUCCGGCUGGUCUUGGCAUUUCCAUCCGACUGACAUGUGGAUGAUGACCUUUCUACUGGUUCUGGCUCUGGGCCUUGGGCGAGCCGUCGACCUCCCGAAGGCCAUGCUGACCCUGAACCCGCGUUGGGUCAGUGUGUUCAGGGAAGACAAUGUGACCCUGAGCUGUAACGGCCCCUAUUCCCCGGGGAACACCACCACCCGAUGGUUUCACAACGGCAUGGAAACCGGGACCCGGACCCCCACUUACAGCAUCUGGGCCACCACCUCCGAGGACAGGGGAGACUACCGGUGCCAGACGGGGGGCUCCACCCUCAGCGACCCCAUCAGGCUGGACGUCUACAGCGAUUGGUUGCUCCUGCAGGCCUCCGACUGGGUGCUCCUGGAGGGGGAUCAACUGACCCUCAGGUGCCGGGGCUGGAGGGACCAACUGGUCUACAAAGUGACCUUCUACCAGGACGGUACAGCCAGGAUCUAUUCCCUGAUUCCUACUGACUUCUUCAUCCCUCGGGCCAACAGGAGCCACAGCGGCUCCUACAACUGCUCUGGGAUCAUCAAGGAGGGUUCCUACGUGUCGUCGGCCCUCAACAUCACCGUCCUGGAGCUGUUCCCUCCGCCCAUAUUGAGAGCCGCCCCUUCCACCGAGCCCAGAGAGGGGAGCCUGCUGAACCUGACCUGUGACACUCGGCUGGACCCCCGCAGGCCGGACUCCCGGCUCCGCUUCUCCUUCUACAGAGACAACCGGACGGUGCGGGGCUGGGACGGCUCCCCGGAAUAUCGGAUCCCGGUGGCCGGGAGUGGGGACUCCGGCUCCUACAGAUGCGAGGCGGCCACGGACCCCCAGACCUUCUGGAAACAGAGCCCCGAGCUGUGGAUCUGGGUGCAACGUACCCCAUCCUGUUGUCCCCCAGUCUGGUUCCAUGCCCUCUUCUACCCGGUGGUGGGAAUCCUGUUUGCUUGGAGCACAUUCCUGUACAUCACACUACGAAGAAAGCUGCGCUGCCCCGUGAGAAAGAAGAUGGACCGGAAAUUCUCUUGGGGGUCCUACAUGGGGGAACAGGGGGAGGAGGAGGAGGAGUGGUAGGAGCCAUCAAGUCACCGGCAGCCCCCUCCGCCCUCCACUUUUCCUCCCCCUUUCUCAGUGUGCUUCCCUGGUUUAGCUCUCUGUAGCUCAUCCGUGGCUUCCUAGCCUCUGUUAACGAGUCACUAACGCAGCAGGUUGGGCCUUGAGGAAAAAGCCCAGGUCUGGAGAAUGUUUAGAGAUGUGGAGUUUGGGAAGGAAAGUUUCAGCCCUCACCCCACCCCUCUGGCUGUUCAGGUGGAAACGGGAGAAUUAAACCUGGACCUGGAUCCUGGGCUAAGAAGCAGCGUGGCCUAAUGGAUAGAGCACAGACCUGGGAGUCAGAUGGGGUUCUAAUCUCGAU